GAUUUAACGCAUUACAUUAUACCAGGGAUUAAUUUUAUCGUUCUCAUUUUUCAAAAUCAGAAUUAGGGUUUGGAAAUUGAAGCUGAAAUGUCCGGUAAAGAUAGUCGAUAUGAUGCCAAUGGCGAAGACUCGCAUCACAAGAGUUCUCGGGGGUCAGAUUAUGAGAGGUCCAGGACUAGAGACCAAGAACGAGAUCGUCAUCGUAGGGAUUAUAAGGACAGAAGCAUGAGGGAUGACAGAGGAAGGGAUAAGAAUGAUGAUUAUGACCGUCAACGGGGUCGUGAUCAUGACAGAUACCGUGACUAUGAUCGAGACAAAGAAAAGAGGCAUAGGCAUAGAUCACGCUCCCGUUCAAAGGAAACAUCAAGGAAGCGAUCUGGAUCACCCUCUCGGUCCCGUUCUCCUUCAAAAAGCAGGCGGAGAAGUGGUUUUGAUAUGGCACCACCUGUUGCUGCUAUGCUGCCUGCUGCUGCUGUUCCAGAAGGCAAUGUUGGGCAACAUGUCCCACUGUGCUACCCAUGGGCGUGACUACUGUAGAUUUUGUGUUCAACGGAGAACCAAUGCGUCGAUUAGCUGGAUCUUGUUCGCCUUCAACCGGCAACAGUUAUCAUUUGGGCAACUGCCUGGUGCUCCUCAAACAACUGCAGGAACAGUUCAAAAUAUGUUACCUUUUGGAACUCAGUUGGGAGCUCUUCCUUUGAUGCCGAUCCAAGCCAUGACUCAACAGGCUACAAGGCAUGCUCGCCGGGUAUAUGUUGGUGGGCUUCCCCCCUUGGCUAAUGAACAGACAAUUGCAACAUUCUUUAGCCAGGUUAUGGCUGCUAUUGGGGGAAAUUCUGCUGGUCCAGGUGAUGCAGUAGUGAAUGUUUACAUUAAUCAUGAGAAGAAAUUUGCUUUUGUGGAGAUGAGAACUGUUGAAGAAGCAAGUAAUGCAAUGGCAUUGGACGGAAUUAUAUUUGAGGGGGUUGCUGUAAGGGUAAGAAGGCCUACGGAUUACAACCCUACAUUAGCUGCAGCACUUGGUCCUGGCCAACCAAGUCCUCACCUUAACUUGGCAGCUGUUGGUCUCGCACCAGGGGCAAUUGGCGGAGCAGAGGGUCCUGAUCGUGUCUUUGUGGGUGGAUUGCCGUACUAUUUUACUGAAGCACAGAUAAGAGAGUUGCUCGAGUCCUUUGGGACUCUCCGUGGCUUUGACCUUGUGAAGGAUAGAGAUACAGGGAACUCUAAAGGAUAUGGUUUCUGUGUCUAUCAGGAUCCAACGGUGACGGACAUUGCGUGCGCAGCUCUGAAUGGCUUGAAAAUGGGUGAUAAAACUUUAACUGUUCGGCGUGCAACUGCCAGCAGUGGGCAAUCUAAGUCAGAACAAGAUAAUAUAUUAGCUCAGGCUCAGCAGCACAUUGCUAUUCAGAAAAUGGCCUUGCAAACUGGUGUUAUGAAUCUUCCUGGAGGGGGGAUAGCACCUUCAGCAUUUGGAGAAAGUCCAGCUAAAGUAUUAUGUUUGACUGAGGCAAUUACUGCUGAUGUUCUGGCGGAUGAUGAAGAGUAUGAGGAAGUACUGGAAGACAUGAGAGAAGAAUGCAGUAAAUAUGGAACCUUGGUGAAUGUUGUUAUUCCUCGCCCAGAUCCAAAUGGAGAGCAGUUUCCAGGUGUUGGAAAGGUUUUCUUGGAGUAUUAUGACAUAGCUGGUUGUGCCACUGCAAAAACCGCAUUAAAUGGGAGGAAAUUUGGAGGGAAUUUGGUGAAAGCCUACUAUUACCCAGAAGACAAAUAUUUCAAUAGAGACUAUAGUGCGUGAAAUUGGCAAAAUUCUAUUUUAUUUUCAAUUUUCAUUAUUGUUUUAUCACAAUGUACAGUAAUCAGUCUGUCAAGUUGUGUAACAUUUUAUUUAUAAAUUUUAACUUACAGACACACUUGUAAGACAAAUAGAUAGUCAAAAUGG
Pistacia vera is the source of this 1939-nucleotide messenger RNA. Its product is annotated as splicing factor U2af large subunit B-like. The transcript has 19 exons. The record is from RefSeq and is a predicted model, not a curated record. Gene Ontology annotation, molecular function: pre-mRNA 3'-splice site binding; poly-pyrimidine tract binding. Lineage: Eukaryota; Viridiplantae; Streptophyta; Magnoliopsida; Sapindales; Anacardiaceae. Gene Ontology annotation, cellular component: U2-type prespliceosome; nucleus; U2AF complex. Gene Ontology annotation, biological process: mRNA processing. Bases 233 to 1795 code for a protein of 520 amino acids.